Molecule: messenger RNA, 9211 nt
Organism: Nilaparvata lugens (brown planthopper)
Lineage: Eukaryota; Metazoa; Arthropoda; Insecta; Hemiptera; Delphacidae
Gene: Sptz
Exons: 36
Coding region: 733-8298 (2521 amino acids)
Biological process (GO): regulation of cytokinesis; double-strand break repair via homologous recombination; mitotic cytokinesis
Cellular component (GO): lysosomal membrane; centrosome; midbody
Molecular function (GO): phosphatidylinositol-3-phosphate binding; metal ion binding
Source: RefSeq, a predicted model, not a curated record
GACAGUUAUAGGUUAGGAAAUUCUAAAGAAAAACAAUGAAAGACUAUACAUUGUACAGAUUAUAUUCCAUUACUUUCAGUUCUUAUCAUGUAUUGAUGUAUAGACAAGAGGUCUGACAAAGACAAUAAUAUUAAAGAUCGUUAUAGUGAGCUAGUUAUGUAUAAUAACUGUUUGCUUUUAAAGUUCAAAGUUCUGCAAACUGUUCCACAUUUCCUUUCAAGAUUAGCAUAGAUUUUAGAUAAAAUAAAUGUGCAUUGCUGCAGUGAUCACAUAAUAUCGUGCAUUCAUAAAAAGAUAUUAUAUCACAAAAGUAUGCCAAUUUAAAAAUGCAUGUAGAGCUUGUAAUCAAACUGUUCAAGACGGAGAAAAGCAUUAGGCCUACUGCUGUUUUAUGAUGUUGGGUUAGUGCUUGAAAUUUUUUAAAUAAAAAUUGUUCUUGUAUAGAGAAAUAUGAAUAAUAAUAAUAAUUGAUGAAUCGCCUGCGGGACCUUCCUUCUAACCAGUAAUCCAAAAGAAAAACCAACGGUACUAUGAGAAAAAUUGUCAGUUUUGUUGGGUAAUCACCAAUACUCUCAAUAAGAUGGGUAAUAAUGCAGACUAUAUUGCACUCUCUGAUGAAUCAUUUGAUAAAAUCGUCAUCAAAAGAAAAGAAUCCGAUAUUAAAGGUUUUUUAAACUAUUUGGAAUUUAAGGACAAUGCUUUAAAGGAACUAAAUCAUCUCCAUACACAGAUAUGCAGUUGCAAGCAUAUCACUCGCCUUCUACCAGGAUUUACUCACCCUACUAUGAGUGCACUCGAAAAAAUCUCAAAGAAAACCCGGGACUUAGUCAGGACGUUAUUAAGCAACUGAUAUGUGAGUCUCCUCCAUUCGAUGCCACAAACCAACAACUCUCGGCCAUUUCAAAGAAUGUUGUCAGCAAUCUUCUUCACGAACUUCUCAAGCCAACAGAAGAGAGGUCCAGUGGUGACUCUUCCAGUGAGAUAACUCUUCUAUCACUGAUAUCACUUGCCGACGACAAGGAAUGCCUGACAUUCCUCGAGAGCCAAUGCAACUUGCUAUGCAAAUUGUGCAGCAGAGGUCGUCUGUCUCUGUGCAGGGUCCUUGUUGCUGCCGCCAGCCAAUCCGACCUCCAUCUCUACGAACGGCUCGUGGAAGCUGGUGACAGCCGUCACUAUCGUACAGUCAACUGUCUCAAGAGGCUAGAUUCGAUAACGAUAUCGAAGAUCUACUCUGAAAUUCUCAAGGAAGGAAAUAGAUUGAAUGUGAGCGAACUGUACUUGAGGACGGUGAAAAACAAAGUUCACUGGAUUGAAGACUUGAUGGGCCUAUGCAGUCAGUUGCUGUUAUACUCUGAACAGUGGUCGGCAGUUGAUAAAUUGAUUGACCAUCCCCUUUUCGAUAAAUUGAAGCCAAUCCUAGUUUUUGAGCUCUGGAAUACCGCCAUUCAACGCAGUAAACUGUCCCUCAUUUGUUUGGUACUGGAUUGUUGUAAAGGCGACGAUCCAGUAUUGAAUAGACUGUACGAGACACUGGAAUGGCUCAGUUUCAUAGUGGAAUGGGUGGAGAAAGAAAGCGAGUCUCACAUUGCCGAUGUGAAUGCUCUACUGUUACCGGCCAAGAGGUGCACUGUGCUCCAUAUGCUGAAAACCAUGUGCGAUAUCACAAAACUGGAUUCAGAUCAAGUGAAGCAGUUUCUGACGAAAGCGCAUCAAAAACAGAACCGCAAUGAAAAUAUUGAAACAGAGUCGGCUAUUUUCGAUGGAUUCUGUAUUUUAACAAGCAUUCUGGAGUUGGUUGUGAUCGAGUCGAAGCUUAGCAAUAAGAGAGACAAGAUCCCAGCUCCGAAAAAUACUUCCAAAGUUCCAAAUGUAGACGACAGUCUCUCAGAGCUGGAAAAGAAAAUUGGUGGUUUGAAUCCACUGUAUUUUAGGUUAGAAAUUCUGGAAAACAUUUUCUCGCUGCUAUUCCUGCGUUCUGAAGACUUCCGAGAAGAUCCCAUAUCCGACAGUGGUGCCGAGGAUGACGAUAGAGUGAUACGGGACUCGUCAUUGAAUAUGUUUUCUCCAGAACGUCAAAAUACUUUUGAAACCUCGUUUAAAGAGACGAAACUGGCUGUGAAUAUGGGAAUGACAUCGCAGUCUCUACCACCCAUCGGUGAGGUGCACUCUCCUCAAAUAUCGAGAUCUGACUUGCCGCUCUAUGCGUCCCCACCAGUGCGCAGAACUCUAUCGACUUCGAAUCUGGCCAGUGAGAGUAAGACAAAAGAAGAAAGAAAGAAAAAGACAAACAUCUUGGAAAGAGGCGAAGGGUUCCUUUGCAAUGGAACAUUGGUGAAGAAACUUAUAUUGUUGGUGAAGAAUUGUGUUGAUAAUUUCGAUUGCACAUCCGAUGGUUACCAUGAGAUUCAAGAAUCAUUUCAAAGGCUGAACCGGGCAGUUGAGGACGGUUUGUGGAGGUUGGAGAUGCUGUCUCUGGACACGGAGCACACCCAUCGCGCCGAGACGCCGGCGCCGCCCUGCCAGACCGAGUGGACAAACAUCUUGGAAAGAGGCGAAGGGUUCCUUUGCAAUGGAACAUUGGUGAAGAAACUUAUAUUGUUGGUGAAGAAUUGUGUUGAUAAUUUCGAUUGCACAUCCGAUGGUUACCAUGAGAUUCAAGAAUCAUUUCAAAGGCUGAACCGGGCAGUUGAGGACGGUUUGUGGAGGUUGGAGAUGCUGUCUCUGGACACGGAGCACACCCAUCGCGCCGAGACGCCGGCGCCGCCCUGCCAGACCGAGUGGGUCUACAACGCUAGCGAGGGCUCCGACAGUGACCCGGAAACGUCGCAGAGCAUCCCCUUUCAGCGGCAAACAUCCGUCCGCCGAUCCAAAAGAACCGCCACUGAAAGCACCGACAAGUCUAGCGAAUCGGGAUCCAACACAGGUGGUAGCUCGAACCUGAACCCAAAAAUUCGAAAAAUCAGGAAAAGGAAAAAUAGCCGUAAAUCAUCGGUGCCAGUUUCUUGUACUCUGAUAAAUCUCAUGCUGUCAUCUGAAAAGAGUCUAGUAACAUAUUUUCUAGCUCGUAAAGAUGUUGCAAAAGCAGUAGAUGUCAUCCAGAGGUUCAAAUUGGAAGAUAGUUCAAUUGCUAUUGAAGUGAAGUUCAUCAAUAGUUUUGCGGACUUGAAAGGAAAGCUUGCAACCGUAAAACGCUCAUUUCCGAAUGAGACAUCUCUUCAAAAAGAUUCAACAUUGAAGACAAUCAAUGAAGCCGCAUCCUCUGGAUUAUUCGUUGCGUCUUUGACCAGUGAACUCGAAAGAUUUUGGUCCACGACUAUGCUUCCUGAAGUUGGCUGUAAAGAUUAUUGUCGCGGACUUGUCGUACUUGAUCUAGCCCUAACACUGGAUGCGUCUUUGGGUCACUCUGAAACUCUCCUGAGUAUCGCCAGCAAAUACAUCUCAAUGAAUACUCAAAAAGGUGGAAAUGUAGGAGCCAGUCUUGAAAAGUUCAUAACUGGCCUCACUCAUAAUUUACGAGAAUCGAAAGUUGAUUUGGCACUUCCCAGUGUUUUCUGCUCGCCGGAAAUCGAAGAAUUGGUGAAAAGCAAUAAAAAAUCACUGCAACGAAAUAUGUGGGCUUCUCUCGAAGAGGAAAUCAAUCAGUUCACUUUGUCAUUGGAAAACUCACAGUCAAGCUCAGCCAUCACUCAUUUCUCUCAGUUGGCCAAUUUCCUUACAAGAGUCAAGGGAAAAGGGUCAAAUGAAGUAAAGUGUGCCAACUAUCUUCACCAAAUGUGUGCCUACGUUACCCAUCUCACUAGAAUAACAGCUCCUUAUUUAUUUCUAGAUACGCCUUUCUCACUUCUCAGCAAGGGUUGGGUCGAAAUAGUGCAAAAACUUCUAUUCGAAUCAAAUGUAGACCCUGAGGAUCUAGAACUUAUGAUGAUACCGCUCAAUGUAGAUCUUUUAGGAUAUCUUGUUCAAAUUUGUAUGCCAAAAUUGCCUGUCAUACCACUCAAACAGCAACCUGGAAUAAUAAUUUUAAAUGAAACCAAGCCAACGAAAAAGCUAUCAUUGAAGAACGAUGGAUGUGCUCUUGUCAGCCGUCUGCUGUUGAGAUUGAUAUGCGCCAUGCAGAGCGAUGGAACAAACUUUGACCGCGAGAAGGCCGCCCAGCUGUGUGAGAAGGAGGCCAUCCAAGAGGUGCUGCAUGAGACAUUCCUGCUCUCCACGGUCGAUGUGUCCGCCGUUAUGAUGGCAAACGACAGCCUCGCAUUCCUCAUCAACCUUGCUAAUCUCAUGUGGACUCACGCGCUAUUAGUACUCGAGACUAAAGGUAAAGGCUGUGGUCUGCUAUCGAAAAGCAACACUCUGAGGGAUGUGAGUAGCAGUAUGGUGGGCUACAACAUCGGUGGCAUUGGUUUCAUUUCGCUGGGUCAGCUGCAUUCGGCUCUCAUCCACCCUUGCCUGCCGCCCACCUGUCUCGCAUCCAUGUCUUCGCUGUUGCCAAUCACACCCAACUCUGAUCCUCGCACGCUGUUCGCCAUUGCCAACGCAUAUCAACUCACACCAAGGCUACAGGUGUUUUAUUCCGCCAGCAUUGAAAGACAACUGGAACUGUGUGUCGCAGAUUAUGUAAAAGCAAACGUCGAGUUGGAAGACAAGCAAUUGGUAGUUCCAAUUGUGAUGCAGCUCUAUCUUGAAAACGCCAUUCUCACGCAAAAGCCUGAAAGUGAAGACAAUCUUGAAACAUUAUCAAAUAUUAGUCGUGAACAGAUGUCUUUCCUCUACGACUUUCUUAGAGAAAACUCAGUUUUCAGCGCUGUCGAUUUCAGUGGAGUAGAUGUUCAAAUUAACGAGGAUAUAGAAUUCCACAUUAGUAUUGACUACACUCGACAUGUUUCUGGAAAAACUAUUUUAAUGGAAGCUUCAAGUACAGCCAUUGACAACAGCUGGAUGACUUUUGAUAUAGAAAACACAAUACUGAAGUACAUAACUUCCCGCUCACCUCUGCUUGGAAUGCUGGUGCAGAAAUUCCAUUUGAUUGAUGAAACCGAAGACUUGUCAGAGAACUGUCAGAAGCAAUCCUACUUCGAAAACGAACUGACCAGUGACCGCAUUGAAUCUGUGGCUUGUGUUUUCGACAAUAAUCCGAUUAUGACUGUUUUGCUGACGUACCCAGAUUCGAACGAGUUGUGGAUGUGGCUGGACACAACGCUACAAAACAGCGACUGGGAGAAAUGCAUCCAGUUGCUGCAACUUUUGCCGGAGAAGUUGUUUCUGGUCGAGCCCAAACUUUCCAAGUUGAAGGACUAUUUGUUUUUGAAAAUGGCGCCGACUAAAGAUGGCUGGCACUGGUGUCAGAGUAUCAAUGACAUUGAGCUGAUGGCGCACGGGGUGAUCAGCAACGUGCAGCAGUGGACGAAUGCGGCCGGCUGCAAGGCUGCCCUGCAGACGUUGGUCAGCAAACCGGGCCUCAGUCACGAACAGCUGCAGCUCGGCAGGAAAAUGCUCAAUGAUGUCACAAUCUGCCACAAGGUUCUGGAUGCAUUGGGCGGAGAUGAUUGGCUCAACAUCUACAGAUCCGACUGCUGGAGUGUUCUACAAAAAUUGCUUUCCAAGAAGUCGAUAGAUUUGACGUUAGAAUGGAUUACUAUGCAUAACAUGCCAUCGACAGAGGACGAACUUUAUGUUAGUGAUGAGUUACUAGGAAAUCUCAUUCUGGCCCUCCUUGAAAACUCUCAGACGGCUGCAGCUUCAGAUAUAUUGAAUCGGUUGGGCUCGAAUGAAAUGGUCGUAAGAAUAUGCGACUAUGCAAUGGAGAAAUCAAAUUCGUUGACCACGUACCGGGCAAUUGUUACCCACGUUAUGCAAUUCACUGAUCUUCCCCUUGAAACCAAAAAUAAGUACACAAUGUUUGAUAUUGGCAUUGAUAUGCUAAAGUCAUUACCAGCUAGAGAUCAAAAACGCUACAACAUGCUGAUCAGCCAGCCGAUGCUGCUGGUGGAGCAACUGCUGAUGUGCACACAGCUUUCCUCGCUGGAGACGGCGCUGCACUGUGUGCGAGCCAAGCUGGAGAGUGUGCCACCUACUAGCCGAGUGUCGCAGGCCUCACUCGACAUGGUGCUACGCAACUACGCGUCACGCGCCCUCGACGUCAGUGUGUGCAGAUACAACAAGCCCAGGGUCAAGGUCUACGCCACCAGGCAGGUGUCCAGGACAUCGUUCGUCAUCCCCGAAUCGCCGCCCACCAAACAGGAGUGGGUGCCUGAUGAUGAGGUGACUGAGUGUAUGUGUUGCCAACAAACCGUAUUUUCCAUGUUUAAUAGAAGACACCAUUGCCGGCGCUGCGGUAGGGUGGUGUGUGCUGGAUGCUCAAAUAAAACAAUGAAGGUCGCUGGGUAUGGAGAUGUUCCCGUUAGAACUUGUAACGUUUGCUUUGACUAUGCAAAGCCUAGAACUAUUGAGGUUGCCAUAGAUGGUGAACAUGAUAAGCAGUGGCCGCCACCUUUGGUCGAUGAGCCCGAGUGGCUGUUGACGACUGACGAGUCGCGCAACAAGUUGAUUCGAGGCGAAUUCAUCUACGAGUAUGCGCCCAGUGUGUCGCUCUGUCUGUCAAUCCUCAAACUGCACUCCUUGGACACUGUACAGCCAAGGUUUCUAAUCAGCAAAAGUGAAACUAUGCUUGCCCUACUCCGACCUCUUGAAGUGGGUGUCGUCAAUCCAGAAAUAGACUAUGCUCUUCUUGUUCAAAUGAUAAGGUCGCUGAUACUGGGCGCGAAGGUGUGCUACUCGGGACUUGGUCUGUCGGCGGGGAUGGCUCGCUGUGACCUGCUGCUGGGUGAAGUGGACAUUCUGCACCUGUUGGUCACCGCCCACUGCUGCCACCUGCUGCCUCCCUUCCCCCUGCGCAGUCAGCCCGCCAUGCGCGACCUCCGCGACACACUCAUCGAUCACGAGCUGUGGUCGCUCGCUCUCGAGGUGUCAACGAAAGCUGGCUUGGACUGCGGGAUAGUGUGGUAUGUGUGGGGGAAAACUUGCCUGAAGUGUGGCAACUGGGAGGAAGCCAGAGUCAAGUUCCUCAAUUGCAGUUUGCAGAAGAAGGAUUUACAGAAUAGUGGAAUGCUUGCUGAUAUCCUUCAAAUUCUACAGAGAGGAGACGGCUUUGUGGAUUUGAAAACCAGGUUGGCAAGAUUGAAAUCAGAGCCAGCCAGAAAGACGAGCAUCGCUAGAGACACGGGAGACGACAAACGCGUUUACAACGAGUGCCUCUACUAUCUCACCAAGUACGGCAGCCACGCUCAGAACCUGGAGUUCCUAGUCAGUCACGGCGAAAUUGCACAAGUGCUCGACUACACAUUGGAGAAGAACAUCGAUCCAAACACCUUUAUUGAAAAUGUUUAUUUACCUUGCUUGAGAACAGCUCGAGUCCAGAAUUUGCAUCAAAUAAUGCUAUCCAUCGAUCCACAGUUGACUGUAUGGAAGGCACAUUUGGCCGCCCUCUGCGUCUGGUGUGAACGACGCAAAAUGCUGAACGUAUUGUAUCAGGUGCAGCUCUGGCUCAAAGACCAUGUCAGAGCAUGCAUGACAUGUAUUCGAUUCUUCUAUUCUAACGCCCGCAAUUACAGUGACUUGAAAGAUUCUGUAUAUCAUCUGACCACAGCGGUUACUCACCUUGAGUCUGCCGCUAAACAGGAUACGUCAGCUUAUGAUCCUGGGAUAGUUAUGAGUAUGGACAAAGACGAACUGAACAGACAUGUUGCAACAGUGAAGCUACAAAUCGAAUUGACCAGUUUCAUAAAUGAAACGGAAUUAGCCAAAGAUGUUGAACCGCUGACACUUUUUGGGGAUAGCAGUGAAAAGUCAAAGCUAGCCGCAAUCGUGCUAUAUAGUGGCAAAGAUAUUCAACAGAGUUUGGCCCUGACAAAAAGGAUAACAGAAUCGUAUAACCUACAACCAAAGAAUGUUUAUUGUAUUGCUGCAAAGAAGUUGAUCAAAGCUAGAAGGAUACAUGAUCUUUUGAGACUGCAGGCGGAAUUCCAAUCGAACGUGUCCCUCCGUGAUGAGAUUUUGCUAGCCGCCUUGCAGGAAAAACCUCAACAACCAGAAACUUUGAUCAAUCAAUUAUCAAAUAUCUCAGUAAAGAUUGAUGCUUACAUUGAGUGUGAACUUCUGAAGGCUGCCUACCUAUUAGCAGCUAAGCACAAUCGCCUCACUGACAUUCGAAAAGUAUUGACCGCCGCCGAAUGCCUCAAUCAGCCUUCGAUAAAGAAGAUCUGUCUGAAGCGACUCAAUGCUGGAGAGAUAGCCUCAGAGUAAUUAUUAUCUGUGAUAAAUAUACUAUUCAUUAAUUGAAUGUAUAACAAUAACUAGUAAGUUUAAGAAAAUUCAAACUAUGUGCCAAAUUGUCUUCUGUAGAUUUUAACUACCAUAUCAACUCUAAAGAGUUCAAAUACCAUCUUCAACAAAAAUAUUCUUCUCAAGUGAUUUUAUCUACCUAGCCUUUUUUACAAGUUAUAUAUAUAUCUUAUCAAACACAUUACCCAAUAAUAAUUUUAUACAGAGAUUAAGGUUUUAUUUUUAAAUUGUACUUCUUAAUUAAAUUUAUGUGUUGAGAUUGUUAUUAUUCAGCUCUAUUCGAAAAGCAAUGUUAUUGAUAAAUUAUUUUUUAAACUAGUAAUAGUUUAUAUUUUUUCUUGCUUGUUGUGUAAAACUGCUUAUGAAGAACAGAGCACUACUAAUAAUUAUUAUAUGCAAUAAUAAUUUAUUAUUUAAAACUCAACAAGGAUUUCCUGUUUCUUGAGGCGGGUUUCAAUACCUCUUGAUUUGUUGGCUUGCUCUGCUGUAAGUUGGUUCUCAUUAUGCUACGUGCAUUUACACAGCCAGUACGUGAUUUAUAUUUCUAAAUUUCAGUACCGUAACUUUUUCAUAGAUCUACCAAUAAUAAUGAACUUUGAAUAUCUUACUUGAAUGCAAUCAAUAUUUUCUUCCCUCUAUUAGCAGUGUCAUUCAAAACAUGCUUAAACUUAAACCGCUAGUUUUCCUUACACGUCUUGUAGAUGUUGAGUGUCAUUUAUUCUCAAUGUUUUCUGUUAGUUGCAUUAAUAAUGUACGUGAUUUAUGUAUUAUCGUGAUAUUUUUAUACAAUUUCCAUUGUUAUCCUAAUGCUGUACAUAACAAAAGUAUAUUUUUGUUGAUUCAUUUAUCAGAAUAUAGGAAAUUAUUUAUGUUA